Artibeus jamaicensis (Jamaican fruit-eating bat) is the source of this 1051-nucleotide messenger RNA. RefSeq names its product translocase of outer mitochondrial membrane 22 (gene TOMM22). Lineage: Eukaryota; Metazoa; Chordata; Mammalia; Chiroptera; Phyllostomidae. The record is from RefSeq and is a predicted model, not a curated record. The coding region runs from base 36 to 464 and encodes 142 amino acids. The transcript is spliced from 4 exons. Gene Ontology annotation, biological process: intracellular protein transport. Gene Ontology annotation, cellular component: mitochondrial outer membrane.
CGCCUUUCUUCCGGUUCCGGUGUCUCCUUACAGCCAUGGCCGCCGCCGUCGCCGCCGCUGGCCCUGGAGCUCCCCUGUCCCCAGACGAAUUGCCUCCGAAGGGUGAUGCUGAGAGGACUGAGGAGGAGCUGGAAGAGGAAGACGACGAGGAGCCGGAUGAGACCCUGUUGGAAAGACUUUGGGGUCUGACGGAGAUGUUUCCGGAGAGGAUCCGGUCCGCGGCCGGAGCCACUUUUGACCUCUCCCUGUUUGUGGCUCAAAAAAUGUACAGGUUUUCCAGGGCAGCCUUGUGGAUCGGGACAACUUCCUUCAUGAUCCUCGUUCUUCCUGUUGUCUUUGAGACUGAGAAGUUGCAGAUGGAACAGCAGCAGCAACUGCAGCAACGGCAGAUACUUCUAGGGCCUAACACAGGGCUGUCAGGAGGAAUGCCAGGGGCUCUACCUUCACUUCCUGGGAAGAUCUAGAUUGUUACUGCUAUUUGACCUGACCUGUCUUGGCAGAAGUUUGAAAAUUCAAUAGUGUUUGAACUCCUGAUUUUUUUUUUUUAACUUGGGUACACUGACCUAUCCAAACCUGGUUGGGAGAAUUUUCCCCAUGUCAUCUCAUGGAGACUCCCUACUUGCAACUGUGCCCUCCAAGCUGUCCUGACUUACUACUUCUGUCCUCACUCUGAUAGCAGAGUGCGGCAGCGCAGACGGGUCCUCCACUCUGGCCAUCCCAUGUCUUUUGCUAAUUGACUCCUGACCAGAUCUCAGUAGUUCAAUGUGGGGGCCAUUGGGAAGGACGUACCCCUGACCGUUGCUGACUGUUGCUAUGCACACCGUAAGAAACACAAACACUUUAUAGCUGCAGUGUAAAAGCCACUGUGAAUUUCUCUGUAUUUUGGAAAAGAUGACUGGCUGGCAGCAGCUUUAAAGCACAGGAUGGGGACGGGAGGGCAGAGCAGCUUCCUUCUGCUGCACAUUUUGGCUGUUAGACCCCUGUGUGUGUAAGACAGUAAGAGUCAAUGCUCACUUUUGUAUUUAAAUAUUAAAAAUGAUUCCGGCCCAAA